Molecule: messenger RNA, 1065 nt
Organism: Oryza brachyantha (malo sina)
Lineage: Eukaryota; Viridiplantae; Streptophyta; Magnoliopsida; Poales; Poaceae
Product: rac-like GTP-binding protein 6
Exons: 7
Coding region: 109-702 (197 amino acids)
Biological process (GO): small GTPase-mediated signal transduction; cortical cytoskeleton organization; actin filament organization
Cellular component (GO): cytoskeleton; cell cortex; cell projection
Molecular function (GO): protein kinase binding; GTPase activity; GTP binding
Source: RefSeq, a predicted model, not a curated record
UUUCUUUCCUACUUACUCACUUUCUUUUGAGAGAGAGAGGAAGAGAGAGAGAGGCCGGAGGAGGAGGAGGAGGAGGGCGUCGGCGGCGUCCGGCUGCGAGCGGCGAGGAUGAGCGCCUCCAGGUUCAUAAAGUGCGUCACCGUCGGGGACGGCGCCGUCGGCAAGACCUGCAUGCUCAUCUCCUACACCUCCAACACCUUCCCCACAGAUUAUGUUCCGACGGUGUUUGACAAUUUCAGUGCUAACGUCGUGGUUGAUGGUAACACUGUCAACCUCGGGCUAUGGGACACUGCAGGUCAGGAGGAUUACAACAGACUGAGACCACUGAGUUAUCGUGGAGCUGAUGUUUUCCUUCUGGCUUUCUCGCUAAUCAGUAAGGCCAGCUACGAGAAUGUUUCGAAGAAGUGGAUACCUGAGCUGAAGCAUUAUGCACCUGGUGUGCCUAUUAUCCUUGUGGGAACAAAGCUUGAUCUUCGAGAUGACAAGCAGUUUUUUGUGGACCAUCCUGGUGCUGUUCCUAUCACCACUGCUCAGGGAGAGGAACUAAGAAAGCAAAUAGGCGCCCCAUACUACAUCGAAUGCAGCUCAAAGACCCAACUAAAUGUCAAGGGCGUUUUCGAUGCGGCAAUAAAGGUGGUGCUGCAGCCACCGAAGGCGAAGAAGAAGAAAAAGGCACAAAGGGGGGCGUGCUCCAUUUUGUGAUCUAAUCAUCAGUAGACGACGAAGAAGAAGAACGAUGAAGUUGCCAGGCUUUUAUUAUUGUAGCGUCUUGCUUCAGCGAAACAGCAUUCAUGGUCUGGGAUCCUAGUUUACUGGCAGCUGCAGCAAGGCCUCUUUGUCGAGGCAAUGAGCGAUCCGUUUGUUUCGUUUUCUCCUUUCUGCCUUGUGAUUAUCUCGUGUGACUGACAAGUCGUGGCAAUUAGGUAACUUUCUUAGAUGGUAUUUCCCGUGUUUGAGAAAAAAAUUCCUGUUAUCCCUGUUCCAUAAGUAGACAUGAUGUAAUCGCACUCCAGUUUAUUCUUUUCCUUCUUAUUUCACUUCAAUGGAAAAUUAUGUUUCCCUUCA